GUAACGAGGAACUUAGUUCUUAGAUCCAUAGAAUGAAACAGCCCCUCCUUUGGGCAACUGUAGAGGCUCUGAAAUGACCGACUGGGUGCAAGAUUUCUUCUAUAGGAAAAUAUAAAGAACUCUGUAGUCUGUGUGUAGAUAAUGAAGCCCUUUGGGAGCUUUCUUUGUUUUCUCUUGGGCCUCCAGCCAAGUCCAUUACUUCUGUUCUUAAGUAAGAAACAUUCCUCGGAGCUCCGAAAUUCCCCACGAAUGAGAUCGCGUAUUUAUAUCGUCGAGCUGCAGAUUAAGGGGCCCAGCAGAGCUUCUCUGCGAAGCUCCAAGAUCCUUAGCAGAGAAGAAAGUGACAUUCUGCUACAUAUUAGAACUGGUACGGGGCUUUUCUCCUUGUAAGCAAAGCCUACCAUUACGAUAACAGCUAGUUUCAUCCGUUUAUGAUUGGGUAGUCACACUGGCUGCUGGGAGCAGGUGCGCUGAGUGGCUUGUGGGAAGAUGCAGAUGAGCUUGGAAAUUUGAGGUUCAGUUGACGAGCUCUCAAGGACCAGAGAAGCGGGCUGCUACCCCAACAAGCAAAGAGCAC
Messenger RNA from Colletotrichum acutatum, 577 nucleotides. RefSeq lists its product as uncharacterized. The record is from RefSeq and is a predicted model, not a curated record. The transcript is spliced from 3 exons. Lineage: Eukaryota; Fungi; Ascomycota; Sordariomycetes; Glomerellales; Glomerellaceae. The coding region runs from base 142 to 390 and encodes 82 amino acids.